Molecule: messenger RNA, 1524 nt
Organism: Morus notabilis
Lineage: Eukaryota; Viridiplantae; Streptophyta; Magnoliopsida; Rosales; Moraceae
Exons: 1
Coding region: 1-1524 (507 amino acids)
Molecular function (GO): nucleic acid binding; zinc ion binding
Source: RefSeq, a predicted model, not a curated record
AUGUUUGUAAUCCGCAACUAUAAUGGUGUUCACUCUUGCUCAUUAGAAAAGCGUUCGGCGAAGCAUAGGCAAGCAACGUACUCCGUUAUUGGAAGUUGCAUGAAAAACCAAUUUAUAGGCGUCAAACAGGGUCCGGUUCCCAAAUCAAUUCAGAAAUAUGCUCAUGACGAAUUCGGGACGGACUUCAAUUAUUACAAAGGAUGGAAGGCUCGUGAGUAUGCACUUCAACUUGUAAGAGGUACGGCCGAAGUAAGCUUCACUAAGCUCCCAUCAUACUUUCAUAUGGUGUCUCUUACUAAUCACGACAGUAUCACCAAUAUUUAUUUUGAUGAACAUAACCGUUUUAUCUAUCUUUUCCUAGCAUAUGGACCUUGUAUACGAGGUUUUGGUUGCAUGAGAAAAGUUAUCAGUGUUGAUGGAACGUGGUUGAAGGGAAAAUUCAGAGGUACGUUGUUAGUUGCCACUGCACAGGAUAAUGAACGUCAUUGUUAUCCCAUCGCAUGGGCCAUUGUAGACUCAGAGAAUGAUACAUCCUGGACAUGGUUCUUCUCGAACUUAAAGGAAGUUGUCACUGAUUUUGAGGAAUUAAUUUUUAUUUCUGAUAGGAAUCAAAGCAUAAGUAAUGCAUUGUCUACAAUUUAUACAUUAGCACAUCACGGUUGUUGCACAUGGUAUGUGUCUCAAAACAUCAAGAGUAAUUUUAGAUGUAGUGGUGUUCUGCCAUUGUUCUUUAAAACCGCUGAGGCCUACCGCAUUGACGAGUUUUCUGUCUUGUUUGAUGAGUUGUCUGCAAGAUAUCCCAGUAUUGCUAGAUACCUACAGGAGCAAGUUCGUUUUGAAAUGUGGUAUCGUGCUCAUUUUAAAGGAAAUCGAUAUAAUAUUAUGACCACAAACAUGUCUGAGUCAGUUAAUGCAAUGCUCAAAGAUGUUCGAGAUUACCCUGUCAUUGCCUUCUUUAAUUUUAUACAAGCGAAGAUGUCAGAGUGGUUUAAUAACAAGAGGGUAGAAGCUUCUAAAACUAAAACAUUAUUAAUGCCAAGUGUGGAAAAAACUCUUCCUGAGAGGCACAACAAAGCAGGAUUUCUAACGGCCACAAGACUUAAUACUGUUGACUUCCAAGUGACAGGUGGAGAGGCCACUGCAAUUGUCAACAUUGAAGCGAGGAGUUGCACUUGUCGUGUGUUCGACCUUGAGCAGAUACCAUGCGAGCAUGCAAUAUCAUGUUGUAGAGAAGCAAGAAUGUCACUCUAUGAUUUAUGCUCAAAAUACUACAGGACAGAAGUUUGGGCUCUUGCGUAUGCUGAGACAAUCUAUCCUGUGCCGGAUACUUCGCAAUGGGAUAUUCCGAAUCACGUAAAGGAAGUUCACCUUCUUCCACCGCGAGUUGUACCAAAGAGGGGUAGGCCAAAGCAAAAACGCAUUCCCAGCAUAGGUGAGUUCACACGAAGACAGAAUCGAUGUGCUAGGUGUGGGCAAUAUGGACACUAUCAGAAGAAAUGUAAAAACGCACCGAUGUACUCAUGA